This is a messenger RNA of Triticum aestivum (bread wheat), 2223 nucleotides long. RefSeq names its product E3 ubiquitin-protein ligase Os04g0590900. NCBI's taxonomy places the organism in Eukaryota, Viridiplantae, Streptophyta, Magnoliopsida, Poales, Poaceae. The transcript has a single exon. The coding region runs from base 593 to 1753 and encodes 386 amino acids. Gene Ontology annotation, biological process: protein ubiquitination. The record is from RefSeq and is a predicted model, not a curated record. Gene Ontology annotation, molecular function: transferase activity.
GGAGCAGCAUCAACCAGCCGAUGGAAAGGAAAAAGGAAAACGAAAUAAGAGCAGCCUAUGUGACCUGUAGGACGGCACCGAAGGCCUCGGUCCCAACCACCGCCACCACCUCCCCCAAUCCCAAAAAUUCGUUGCUUUCCGGACAAGCACGCACAGGUCAAUUUCUUCCAGAAUUUCAGACUUUGAGCAGCAUCAGAUCGAGUACCCCCUCUCACUCUCAGCAGCGGGCAAGGUAGCAUAGCAGCUGGUGGAAGCAUCUCAUCUCCCAUCUCAUGAUCCCUUCUCCACCUCCCUCCCUCGCCUUUCACAUUCCCCAACACCUGUAAAGCAGCAGAGCACCAAACUGCAAGCAGAGACUGUCACAGACAGGAUAGCCACUCAUCUCCUGCCUCCGCUUCUCUCGUCUCCCUCGCCACAGUUCGUCGGACCAGAAACUCAUGCAGAUCCUCCCUCUGCUCUGCCGGUUCUAGAGCUUGGCAGUCUCACGAUGUCCUGACGGGGCAGAGAUUUGCUCGUCUCAUCUCAUCUCUGUACCUUGUGAUUCUUCUCCGUCUUCUUGGCCGUCCGGUCAUCUGCUGCGCUUCUGUCUUCCAUGGCCGCAAUGUUCAAUCCUCCUCCGGCUCCAAGGGCUCUUGGGCCGCAGCCGACGUGGAUGCCCUACGAGCCGACCAGGGAUUGCUCCCAGGGCCUGUGCAGCAUGUACUGCCCGCAGUGGUGCUACUUCAUCUUCCCACCCCCGCCGCCGGUCUUCGACAUCGCCGGCCCCAGCGGCGACGGCGACGGCGACUCCGGCCCCGCCUUCUCGCCCCUCGUCAUCGCCAUCAUCGGGGUGCUCGCCAGCGCCUUCCUCCUCGUCAGCUACUACACCAUCAUCUCCAAGUACUGCGGCACCUUCAGCUCCCUGCGGAGCAGGCUCUUUGGCCCCGGCGCCGGCCGCGGCGGUGGUGGCGGAGGCGGUGGCGACGGCCGGGGCGAUUCCAGGAGACAGGAGGAGUGGGAGGUCUCGCCGUCGGACGGGAUGGACGAGACGCUGAUCAGAAAGAUCACCGUGUGCAAGUACAAGCGCGGCGACGGGUUCGUCGACUCCACGGACUGCUCCGUCUGCCUGGGCGAGUUCCGGGACGGCGAGAGCCUGCGGCUGCUGCCCAAGUGCAGCCACGCUUUCCACCUGCCGUGCAUCGACACCUGGCUCAAGUCGCACUCCAACUGCCCGCUCUGCCGCUGCAACAUCGCCUUCGUCGCCGUCGGCAUGGUUUCGCCGGAGCCGGAGGGCGGUGCUGCGCCUGCGCCGCGGGAGGACCGGAGAGGCAGCCAAGAAUUCGCUCUGACGAUCGACGACUACUCCUCCGGGCAAGCGCGCGACGAGCCACAGAUUGUGGCGAGCAGCAACAGCGGCGGCAAUCAGGAGGCGAAGGAUCGUCCGGGGAGAUCCGAGGCGGCCAAUGGCGUAGUCGUCGAGAUCAGAGAGGACGGCACCGUCCCGCCGGUCCCUGCCAGGGUGCCUGCGCCGAUGCCAGACACGCAGCGUGAAGCCCGCAUGUCCAUUGCCGACGUGCUGCAGGCCAGCCCAGAAGACGAGCGUACGGUGGGCAGGGAGGGCGGCCUCCUGCAGGCAGGCUCCUCGAGGCGGUGCCACGGGGAGCACAGCAAGGAACCGCCGGAUGCACCGACGAAGAAGCUGCCGCCGGCUGGCAGGUCGUGCUUCAGCGGCAAGGGUGGCGGCAGAGGAAAGGAUCCAGGCCCUCCAGUGUGAUUUCAUUGCGGCGAUGAUUUCUCAGGCAUUCUUCUUCUUCUUCUGUUAACUACCACUCCAGUAGAACACUUGACCGUGAUGAUACUUUUCCCGUCGUGUGCUUCCGGUGGAGAUCACGUCGCCAGCCGAAUCAGAGUCUGGAGAUUUCUUCUUCGUCGUAAUGAUCUCUACUUGCGAAUCGCCAGCAUGCCUGCUGCACAAAUCCAAUCUGUGCAACUGCAAUGGCUGCACCUGCUGAAUGGUGAUUGUGCAACUCUGCUAGAUAAAUUGUAUAGGAAAUGAUUUCUCUUCUUCUUCUUCUUCUUCUUCUUCCAUGUUGCCUCUCCUCUCUCUCUCUCUCUCUCUCUCUCUCUCUACACGAUUGGAUUCUGCUCCAGGGCAUUCUCUCUGGAUUAGUGAGUUAACUAUAUCUCAUUAGGCGAAAUGUUUUGUUUGCAAUGGGGAGUGUGGCCGCUUCACCUUUUGUCGCA